AUGUCGUUUAAGCCCAUGAUCCUGCAUCAGUUCGGUUCCGUUUAUAACUUGAUCAUUCGGCCUGAUUCAACCCAAUUUUUAGAGAAGAAGCUUAGCGAGAUCGCACAAAGGGAUUUUCUGGUAGAAAAAUCCGAAUUAAUUAAGCAGAUAGCGAGGGAGUAUGCAAAAAAUAAUGGUCAAUAUUGUGAUGGUCAAACGUUCAAGGUGCUGAAGAUGGAAAAUCCGCCAUUAGAAUGCGCCGAGGACACAAGGGAAGAAUUGGGCCGUAUCGAUUUUUUGGGAGUUUCAAUUCCCCUGGAGGAUGAGAUGAUUAAAAAAUAUGAAAUCAAAUGGGAUCAUUUGUUUUUCGCCGUGUUAUCAGAUGUCUGGCUGGAUGAAUACAAGGUUCGCGAUGCAUAA
Messenger RNA from Acaulospora colombiana, 399 nucleotides. The record is from the annotation of a GenBank genome assembly. Lineage: Eukaryota; Fungi; Glomeromycota; Glomeromycetes; Diversisporales; Acaulosporaceae.